This is a messenger RNA of Penicillium malachiteum, 1071 nucleotides long. RefSeq names its product guanine nucleotide-binding protein subunit alpha gpaB (gene gpaB). Gene Ontology annotation, cellular component: heterotrimeric G-protein complex. Gene Ontology annotation, biological process: adenylate cyclase-activating G protein-coupled receptor signaling pathway. The record is from RefSeq and is a predicted model, not a curated record. The coding region runs from base 1 to 1071 and encodes 356 amino acids. The transcript is spliced from 6 exons. NCBI's taxonomy places the organism in Eukaryota, Fungi, Ascomycota, Eurotiomycetes, Eurotiales, Aspergillaceae. Gene Ontology annotation, molecular function: G protein-coupled receptor binding; GTPase activity; GTP binding.
AUGGGGCAGUGUUUCAGCGGCGAGAAUACGGAGGAUGCGGAACAGAAGAAACGGAGUCAGAUGAUCGAUCGAAAGCUCGAGGAGGAUUCAAGGCGGUUACGCAGGGAAUGCAAGAUUCUCCUACUAGGGUCUGGUGAAAGUGGAAAGUCGACGAUCGUUAAACAGAUGAAGAUUAUCCAUCAAAAUGGAUACUCGGUUGAAGAGCUGGCCUUAUAUCGCUUAACCGUUUUCAAGAACCUCAUCGAUUGCGCCAAGGCGCUCAUUGAGGGCUAUCGCCUUUUCAAUUUGGAGCCUUCCAGCCAGAAAGUGAAGGAUUACCUCACUUACCUGGACGAGUAUCAUGUCGACCCCGACCCCAAUACACCGUUAGAUGCGAAGGUGGGCGAUGCGGUGACGUAUUUAUGGAACGACCCUUGCACCUCUACAGUCUUGGAGCGUCAAAAUGAGUUCUACUUAAUGGACUCGGCCCCAUACUUUUUCGACGAAGCCAAGCGAAUAACAUCCUCAGACUACACCCCCAAUGUUUCAGAUGUGCUUAGAGCCAGAACCAAGACCACUGGUAUUUAUGAAACACGCUUCACAAUGGGGCAAUUAAGUAUACACAUGUUCGAUGUCGGCGGCCAAAGGAGUGAGCGGAAGAAAUGGAUCCAUUGCUUCGAGAACGUAACAUCGAUUAUUUUCUGCGUUGCUUUGAGUGAAUACGACCAAAAUUUGCUGGAAGAAAGCAAUCAGAAUCGGAUGAUGGAGAGCUUGGUUCUCUUUGACUCGGUAGUCAACUCCCGAUGGUUCAUGCGAACAAGUAUCAUCCUCUUCCUCAAUAAAGUCGAUCUCUUCCGGCAAAAACUUCCUCGCUCGCCAUUGAACAAUUACUUCCCAGAUUACUCUGGUGGCAAUGAUGUCAAUCGUGCCGCCAAGUAUCUUCUUUGGCGAUUCAAUCAAGUGAAUCGAGCACACCUCAAUCUCUAUCCUCAUCUGACCCAAGCAACCGACACCACAAAUAUCCGACUUGUCUUUGCAGCGGUUAAAGAAACGAUUCUGCAGAAUGCCUUGAAGGAUUCUGGUAUCCUAUAA